UUGAGAAAUUUAAAAAAAAAUCGGCGACAGGAGCCCACAGCAUGAGAGGAAGAACUAUGAGAAAUGAGGCUAACAUGUGGACAGGGGACAGACUUGGAGGAUUCUAUAAGCACUGUUAAGAUGCUUGCACUUCAAUAGCAAAGGGAAUCCUCUGAAGGAUUCUGAAAUGGGGAAAUGGCCUGUGGCCUUUAGUAAGAUGACUCUGUCGGCUCUGAGGAUAAUGGAGUGGAGAGCAAGACCAGAGAUUAGGAUACUGAGGAGAAGCAGCUGGAAAAAUUCAGCAGCCCAGCUAUCUGACUUCAUGUGAAAGAUGGCUAAUGCGGAAGUGAGUGUCCCAGUGGGGGAUGUGGUUGUGGUACCCACUGAAGGAAAUGAAGGAGAGAACCCUGAAGACACUAAAACCCAAGUGAUCUUGCAGUUACAGCCUGUGCAGCAAGGUUUGUUUAUCGAUGGACACUUUUACAACAGGAUUUAUGAACCUGGGUCCGAGAACAACACAGCAGUUGUGGCAGUAGAAACUCACACGAUUCACAAAAUUGAAGAAGGGAUUGAUGCAAGCACUAUAGAAGCAAAUGAGGAUAUGGAAAUUGCUUACCCCAUAACUUGUGGGGAGAGCAAAGCCAUUCUCCUCUGGAAGAAGUUUGUAUGUCCAGGAAUAAAUGUGAAGUGUGUCAAGUUCAAUGAUCAGUUGAUCAGCCCCAAGCAUUUUGUACAUCUGGCUGGCAAGUCCACCCUAAAAGACUGGAAGAGAGCCAUUCGUCUGGGUGGAAUCAUGCUCAGGAAAAUGAUGGACUCCGGACAGAUUGAUUUUUACCAACAUGACAAAGUUUGCUCCAAUACCUGCAGAAGCACCAAGUUUGAUCUUCUGAUCAGCAGUGCAAGAGCUCCAGUGCCCGGACAGCAGACAAGUGUGGUGCAGACACCCACUUCGGCUGAUGGUAGCAUCACACAGAUUGCCAUCUCAGAAGAGAGUAUGGAAGAGGCAGGGCUGGAAUGGAAUUCCGCUCUCACUGCUGCUGUCACCAUGGCUACAGAGGAGGGUGUGAAGAAGGACUCAGAGGAAAUUUCAGAGGACACUUUGAUGUUCUGGAAAGGAAUAGCUGAUGUAGGGCUGAUGGAAGAGGUUGUCUGCAAUAUACAGAAGGAAAUAGAGGAGCUACUCAGGGGAGUUCAGCAGCGGCUCAUUCAAGCUCCCUUCCAGGUAACAGAUGCUGCUGUUCUCAACAAUGUAGCACAUACAUUUGGCCUAAUGGACACGGUGAAGAAGGUAUUGGACAACAGAAGGAACCAAGUAGAGCAGGGAGAAGAGCAGUUUCUCUAUACUCUGACAGAGUUGGAACGCCAGCUGGAAGAGCAGAAGAAGCAAGCUCAGGAUCACAGGCUGAAAUCCCAGACGGUUCAAAAUGUGGUACUGAUGCCUGUGAGCACUCCUAAGCCUCCAAAAAGGCCCCGGCUCCAGCGGCCAGCUUCCACCACAGUCCUGAGCCCUUCUCCUCCGGUCCAGCAGCCUCAGUUCACAGUCAUCUCCCCCAUCACCAUCACCCCAGUGGGCCAGUCAUUUUCCAUGGGCAAUAUUCCAGUGGCCACCCUCAGCCAGGGCUCCAGUCCUGUGACUGUUCACACACUGCCUUCUGGCCCUCAGCUCUUCCGCUAUGCCACAGUGGUCUCCUCUGCCAAGAGCAGCUCCCCAGACACAGUGACCAUCCACCCCUCGUCUAGCUUGGCACUGCUAAGCUCCACCGCCAUGCAGGAUGGGAGUACCCUGGGCAACAUGACCACCAUGGUGAGCCCCGUGGAGCUGGUGGCCAUGGAAUCCGGCCUCACCUCAGCAAUCCAGGCUGUUGAAAGCACCUCGGAGGAUGGGCAGACCAUCAUUGAGAUUGACCCAGCCCCAGACCCAGAGGCUGAGGAUACUGAGGGCAAAGCAGUCAUUUUGGAGACAGAGCUGAGGACUGAGGAGAAAGUUGUGGCUGAGAUGGAAGACCACCAGCAUCAAGUCCACAAUGUGGAGAUUGUGGUCUUAGAGGAUUAACUGGGGAUCUCGGGGCCAGGAGAUACGUUUUGGUUUGGAAUUUUAAUUAUUUGUUUAUUUUUAUCAUUGUCCCACUCAUUUCCACAUAGGAUCCUUUUUUUUAAACAAAAUCUCUUUGAUGUAACUGAAAAUGUUGGGUACCUCCCACCCCCUUAUUGAAAAAUGGACAAAAACAAGCUGUCCUUCCAGAAGUUGAGAGUAGGUCACUCAGUGUCCUAAUCCUUUUACACCAAGAAAGUUAUUUCUUUUAGGGGAGGCAUCAGGAUAAUCAGAAACCCUGUCCAGAAAGCCCUUUCCAGGCUAGUCUGUCUGUGUACGCAUGUGGUUUUAGUUUUGUAAAGAUGCAUUGACCAAACUCUGGAAUGCAGAUCUGACACUGGAAGGCAGCCCACCCACACAUGGAAGUGGAAGGAUACUUUUUUUGUGUCCUGGAAAGGACCCUCAGAGGCUGCUGCAAAACUGAAAUGAAAGAAAGUUGAACUGUACUUGGAGGGGAAGGUGGCAUACCAGCAGCAGCUUAAAAAGGGAAGUGCUUUGGCCAGGAUGGGGCAAGGAAAUUAUCUUAGCUCCAGAAGUGCAACUGAUGCCUCUUGAUAUCUCGAAGGGUUAUUACCACGGGUGCCAUUUUGAGAAGAGGCCAGAAAGAAGUGGAAGGGUACAUCUCCUUGGACCAAGUGGCAUCAGGGGCCCAGGGGCCUGUCGCUUUGCAGAAACAGAAAUCCCUGGUUGUCACAGCUGUGCUUUGUGAUCGAAGCUCACCUUCCCUCCCUUCCCAACUUUGUCAAAGCACUUAACCCUCCUAAAUUAGGAUCAGUCCAUUCAUUUGCAAAUGUGCGAUGUGGUGUAAAUUUCUCUGGUUCUUGGACUGUGGCUGUCCUGGGGGUGGGGCUCCAAGGCCAUCAUUUUUAUUGCAUGACUCCAGGCGCAGGGAGUUCCUCAUCCAGACCAGCUGCCCUUUUUGGUGGGGCCCUUUUUUGGCUUUGGAACCAAAAGCAGCCACUCAUUUGGUGCUUCCUCUUGUUCUACCCUCCAUCCCUCAAUUGUUAAUGGCAUCUGUCUCCUGGAUCCCACGCUUUUCAGCUUUUUGGCUGAUUUGGAGAACAGUGACAGGUGCCUGCCUGCCUUCCUCCUCUUUUAGAUUCAUUUAUACCAUUUAUACCACAGAUGUUUCUGUGAGAUAUUAAGCUCAUAAAAAACCUUAGGCUUUGCAGGGAAGACUCAACAGCCCCAGCCUAUCCUGAGGCACCGAGUAGAUGUCUCCUCCUGAGCAAGCUGGACUCCCUGGGAAAGAAGCAUUGUCUGCAACAUUAUAUUAUAGGAAAUGUACCAGGAAUGUCAAUAAUAAUAUCUUGGGGGGUUAUUAUUAUUAUUUUUAUAAUGUUGUUUGUAUAUUUAGAGCUGGGCCAUUUUCCGUGCUGUGAUUCCUGCUCUUUGACCAUCUUCAGUGUUUGGGGCAAGAGUGGAUCCUGGUUUUUAUUUCUUUGAUUGCAUUGUUUACUGCACUAGGACAAAUAUAGGGAAACUGCAGACAAUUUAAAGGAAAACAAGGUCAAAAAAAGAAAGCACACACCUUAGGAGUGGGA
Messenger RNA from Enhydra lutris kenyoni (northern sea otter), 3615 nucleotides. RefSeq names its product glucocorticoid modulatory element binding protein 1. The record is from RefSeq and is a predicted model, not a curated record. Gene Ontology annotation, molecular function: DNA-binding transcription activator activity, RNA polymerase II-specific; RNA polymerase II cis-regulatory region sequence-specific DNA binding. Gene Ontology annotation, cellular component: nucleus. Gene Ontology annotation, biological process: positive regulation of transcription by RNA polymerase II. NCBI's taxonomy places the organism in Eukaryota, Metazoa, Chordata, Mammalia, Carnivora, Mustelidae. Bases 311 to 2032 code for a protein of 573 amino acids. The transcript is spliced from 10 exons.